CUGACUAUCUAAUCACAAAAAUUAUAAUUAAUUAAUUAUUAAUAAUUAAAAACAUAAAUUGCUAAAAAUAAAAAAAUGAAAAAAAAUUUAAUUAUCUUGGUCUUUACUUGUGCAAUUUUAAUUUCUUUAACUGAAUGCUAGAAAUAGCUAAGAUAAGGAAAGAUGUAACAUUCUAAUGAAGUUGGAUAAUCUUUAGCUAAUAGUCCUGAAGUAAGUGAUAAUGAACCUUUCUAAGAAUUUGCUUAAAAACAAAUAAAAAUGUUUCGUAUACUAUUCACUGAAGAUAUGAAAUCUUGCUUUUAGCAAUGCACUGAUUAAUUUAACAAUGUUUACUUUCUUUACAAUUAUGGUUACUACGGUUGUUGCCAAUUUGAUUUAGGUUCCGAAAUGAUGGGAGGCAAAUACUAACCAAUAAAUUGUGGUUUAUAAACUAUUUACUGCUGA
Messenger RNA from Tetrahymena thermophila SB210, 444 nucleotides. RefSeq lists its product as hypothetical. The record is from RefSeq and is a predicted model, not a curated record. NCBI's taxonomy places the organism in Eukaryota, Ciliophora, Oligohymenophorea, Hymenostomatida, Tetrahymenidae. The transcript has a single exon.